GGCGGGCGGGCGUGAUGACGUCACGCGCACGGGCCGAACGUGACACGUCAGCGCUGCCGCUGGAGCCGGAUGUUGCAAGAUGGCGGCGGCGGCGGCGGCUGUGGCGACCGAAGGACCCGGCGGCGCCGGCGGCGCGUGCUGAGGGAGCCGCCUCAGCUUGUGCCUAUGAAGGCAAGCCAGCUCCGCUGCAUCUGCUGUUCCUCUUCAGGUGGCAAGUGACUUGGCUCCACUUUUAUCAUGCAGCCCCCUCCUCAGACAGCCCCCCCAGGGGUCGGAGGCCCUCCUCCUCUUGCUCCCUCCUGGAACAUGCAUUGGCGAAAUGGCCUCUACGGCAGGCGGGCCAACGCCCCCACCUCCGCCGCCACCGCAGCGGCUGGACCUGUGCAACCUGUGACAGACCCCUUUGCCUUUGGCAAACAAGGCCCCCGGGGCUCCCCACUGAGCAGCGCCCCCCAAGGAGACCCAGCACCUGCCAAAGGCUCUUCUUCAUCGGCUUUCCCUCCGUCGGCUGCUCCCCUUCACCUGUCCUCUGAGGACCUUCCUCACACAGUGACUCCGUCGUUAACAUCUGUCUCAGCCUCCCAGUCAGGGACCGGCGGCUCAAUUCCCACGUCCACAGCCUCCAUGUCGACCUUCCCCCAAAGGGUCACCAACAACACCGAAAUGCAUCAAAGCGUAGAGCACGGCCCACCACGCCACACGGUGGACCAGCCUCAGCCCGUGAGGAUUGCCCCGGAAAAUCCUCUUUCGGCUUCCGUCCCGGGCAGGCCGUCGAGUGGGCCUGAUGUGAGUAGGAAUCCAGGCAACCCCGCUGCGGUCCCAUCACCAUCGCCGGCCUUCUCGCUCCUCCAGCAGACGGUGCCUCAGUGGAUGCCUCCCCAAAGUUCUGCUUAUUUGCCUUACCCAGAGCCCCUGUCCCAAAAUGCCUUUGGGAGUGCUGCGCAUUCCAGCAUCUCUGUUUCCCAUCCGGGCUCCCAGCUGGAUCGCCACCCAACUCCCCCUCAGCAACCUGGGCUCCCCGGUGUCCCCCAGGCGCCCUUCACGCUUGCCGAGGCCUCCGGCGUGACUCUGCCCCCCAGUAGCGCUUGGCAGGGCCCCCGGGGCACCAACGCUUGGGCCAGCCAGCUGCCCCAAGAACACUUUUACUUGCAGCCCCUGGAAGCGACUUAUCCUUCGGGCCACCCGACUUCUCAGGAAAACAUCGGCCACGCCCAGGGGGUCUGUGAGGCAGGAAGUCGGCCGUGCCCGGACGAGGCAUAUUCAGGGACGAUCUCCAUGUUCUUCAAGGGGGACGAGACUGAGAACGAGGAGAUCCUUUCCUCGGAGAACAGCGCCCACGCUGCCCGAGCGGACGCGGAUGCCUUCCACCAGACGAUGGGUCACACGUAUUACCAGCCCUUGCACGACCACCAAGGGCCACCGGCUCAUUUUUCCCCAGCCCAGGCUAAUGCAGCGACGGCGGCAGAGGCAGCCCCCAAGGAGGUGGACGCCCCACGUUUCCCUAGAGUGGCGGUCGCUCAGCAGGCCAGUGAGAAGGCGCCCUUUCUUGGAGAGGACAGAGCCAGCCUCGUUCAGCAAGCAGGAAGCUGCCCUGCCAGCGGCCUGUACGAAAGCGUGGAAAACCAGGAGUGCGUUCAGAACCAGGAAGUCUUGCCGAGGGAGCCUCCGUCGCAGAACCGUUCCUCCCCGGCGGCAGCCUCGGAUUCCAGCCGGUACGCCUCUCUGGCCCCACUGCUUCCCAAGAACCACGCCGGGGGGAGCCAUCUGGAAGGAGGACCCAACCUGGAGGCCCCCAGCGGGUUCCCACGGCCCGUCCGGCCUGACAGCGUCUCUUCUAACUAUAGCAACUUGAGCCCCAGGAGCGCGGCUGGCCCGGCCCGGCCUCAAGAGCUGGGGACGUUCAUUCAGCAGGAAAGCGGGAAGCCCGAGCAGGAGGCUUCCCGCUGCUUUUUUAAGCAGAUUGACUCCUCUCCGCUAGGAGCAGACGUGGGGGCGCAGGAGCCUGGCAAGAAUUACCGCAGCCCCCCCUCCCAGGCGCCGACGCCUAGCCCCCCCAAACCCAUGGGAGUGUUUCAGACCAGUGUCAACAGCUGCUUUGAGCCGGUGAGGUCCCACAGCCUGGGCACGAAGCCCCCCGAGACCGAUCCGGCAAAGGUGGCGGCCGAGCUGAGAGAGGACCGUCCCAGCCAAAGGGCUGCCCAGAGAAGCGCUGUGGUUUCCGUGGCCUCCCCAGGGAAUCUGGAGCAGCCUCCCGACAAUCUGGAGACCCUCUUCCUGCCCCCCGCCCACUCCUUGCCCCUCUCCCUUGUGGGCAGGAGUGGGAGCCCCCGGCAGCCGGCCAAUGGGGCCGGGGUGGAGAAGAGAGCCACCACUAGAGCUCAGGGACUGGGGAAGAAGUGCGAGAGUCCAGCCACCACCCUUUGGGCGCACAACGAACUGCCCAGUUUUGGGGGCAACGUGCUCCUUGCCCCUGCCGCCCCUGCGGUGUAUGUCCCGGCGAAGCCAUCCCCGCGGGUGGUUCAGCCCCCGGAGGGAGCGUUGCCGGGGUCCCGCGCCGGAAGCCUCCCGUCUGAGAACUUGGAAAACCCUCCCCAGUUGGGGGACGACGAGGCCAUUUCCUCUCAGGGGAGUCUGGGUUACGCCAGCCUCCUCUCCUCCCCCCCGACGGAGGCGCUUCAGAACCAGCCGGUCCUGCUUGCCCCGCCGAGUCAGAUUGGCAGCCUGGCCCCGCCCGCCGGUUCCUCUCUUUCGCUUCAGCUGGGCCAGCCCGAAAACAAGCCCUUAGCCAAGGCCCCGGGGACGAGCGGCUGCAGCUCAUCUGCGGAGAAGCUGCCUGGGGGCCCAGUUCACUCAAAUGCUAGUUUCUUCCACAGCCCACUUGGCACAGCUGAAACUGCUGCCCCCAAACCGCUGGUUCAGUCUGGGUCUCAAGCCCCCCUUAACUUAGCUAGGGACGGCCCCCAACCCCCCGCCACAGAAGGGCUGCCUUUGGAGAGUGCUGGCCAGCCGGCUGCCAGUGUUCCUGUCUCCCACGCCGCUGGCCUGGCUCCACUCGGGGGGCCCAGCAGUAGCCUGCUUGGCUGGGCUCAGAACGCCUCCAAUUGCCCAGAGCUUUCCAGAGUGCUGGAUCUGGCCGGAGCAAGGCCUCAGGAGCAGAGCAGGGCCGGGGCUGGCCCUCAAGGCCUCGGCCAGCCACUUUGGGGCAACCAGGGCUUUCCUCUGGCGCCCGGACCGGCUGGCCCUGGUGAGGCCCAGGCUCGAGGCCUGCAGCAGUUCUACCAACAGGUCACCAAGGACUCGGGGCCCAUGGUGCCCUCGGAGCGAGGCAUGACCAUGGAGCAGGGCCCGGCAGCUUCUCGGCACCCUUCCCUUUCCCCCAACCUCCAGAUGCCUCCGGGAAACCGUGCUCGGGGGCCGAGUCCGAGGCCUUGCUCUGGCGCUCUCUUGCAAGGCAGUUCAGCCCUACCUCCGCCCAGCCAUCCUCAGCCCAGCACCGACUUCAGGCAGGAUCCCCGCCUCCCCCCCGGUGUUGGGCCUCCUCCUGGAUCGACGGCCACAAGCGGCCCCCCACCCGCUCGCCCCCCCUCACGCCAUGAGGAGCAGUACCCUCCUUCGCAGAACCCCCAGAAUGCCUACGGCCUGCCCCCCAACUCUUCCUACUACUACUACCGGCAGCCAUACGACGGCUACUCCUACGCCUCCGUGGAUCCGAGGGCUGCUCACCUCAACUACCAGGACGCUUACGGCCAGUACAGCGCUGCCUACACCCAGUACGACCAGGCGGCUGCCUAUCGAGGCUGGUACUCUGAACCUGAGCGCCCCAGUUCGAGAGCCAGCCACACUUCGGAGAGGCCGCGCUCCCGACAAGAUUAUCCCGAUGAUUAUUACACCACCAAAAGUGGAUGGAAUGGCUACUAUGGAGACUAUUACUCAAAUCUGUAUGAUAACGGAGAUCGUUACCCUUCAAAUUAUGACGCCAGGUUCCCAGAUCCUCGGUUUUAUGACCAGAGGUAUUGGUACAACGCGGAUCACAACCUUUACCCAAAGAAGGAACCCUCUCAACGUGGAAGCAGUCAUGAGCGGUAUGAAGACCACUGGCGAUAUGACCCUCGGUUUGUGAGCAGCUUCGAUGACGACCUGGAGCCGCGCAGGGAUCCGUACGGGGAUGACAGUGACUGGCGCAGUGUCCAUAGUGAGCAUUCAGGACACAGCCUGCACAGCUCCCGCAGCCGCCAAAGCAGCUUCAGCUCCCGUUCCCAGCAAAGCCAGCGGUAUCGAAGCAAUCAUGACCUGAGCGUGAACGCCUACGAGGGUGAUCCUCAGCCACCCUCACUCCAUGCAGACUAUUCCUCUGGGGGAUACUUCAUCAGCCAGCCACCUUUGAGCAACUACGAUCCCUUAGCCCAAAUGUCUUGGGCAGGGGUAGAGCAAGCCCCUUCCAGACCUUUGACCCCCGAGAAGUUCUCCGUGCCCCACGUGUGUGCGAAAUUUGGGCCUGGGGGUCAGCUGAUAAAAGUGCUCCCCAACCUUCCCUCCGAAGGGCAGCCGGCCUUGGUCGAGAUUCACAGCUUGGAGAUGGUCAUGCAACACUCGUCCGAGCAAGAGGAGAUGCGAGCUUUUCCUGGUCCUCUCACCAAAGAUGACACCCACAAAGUGGACGUUAUUAAUUUUGCCCAGAAUAAGGCCACCCGCUGCUCUCAGAACGAUGCCCUGAUUGACAAGGAAUCUGCUCGGCUUCUCUGGGACUUUGUCGUCCUCCUCUGCAGGCAAAAUGGGACCGUGGUGGGCACGGAUAUAGCUGAGCUGCUGCUCCAGGAUCACAAGACGGUGUGGCUGCCCGGGAAGUCGCCCAACGAGGCCAACCUGAUCGACUUCACCAGUGAGGCCGUAGAGCAGGUGGCUGAAGAGAGCGGGGAAGCUCAGCUGUCCUUCCUGACGGACAGCCUCCUCGCCACCAUCAACAGCCUGGAGAAGGAGACGGAGCGCUUCCGAGAGCUCCUGCUUUACGGACGCAAAAAGGAUGCUCUGGAAUCUGCCAUGAAACACGGGCUUUGGGGCCAUGCGUUGUUGCUUGCCAGUAAAAUGGACAGCAGGACACAUGCCAGAGUGAUGACCAGAUUCGCCAACAGCCUCCCAAUAAACGACCCGCUGCAGACCGUCUACCAGCUGAUGUCUGGGAGGAUGCCAGCAGCCUCGACAUGUUGUGGCGACGAGAAGUGGGGUGACUGGAGGCCUCACCUGGCUAUGGUCCUGUCCAACUUGACCAAUAACACAGACGUCGAGUCAAGGACGAUCGUCACCAUGGGGGACACGCUGGCUUCCAAAGGCCUCUUGGACGCUGCUCACUUCUGCUACCUGAUGGCCCAGGAGGACUUUGGCGUCUACACCAAGAAGACCUCCAAGCUGGUGUUGAUCGGUGUAAACCACAGCCUGCCUUUCCUGAGGUUUGCCAGCAACGAGGCGAUUCAGCGGACCGAGGCCUACGAGUACGCACAGUCCCUGGGGACUCAGCCCUGCCCUCUGCCCAACUUCCAGGUUUUCAAGUUCAUCUACGCCUGCCGGCUGGCCGAGAUGGGCCUCAUUGCACAAGCCUUUCACUACUGCGAAGUGAUUUCCAAAGCCAUCCUCACAAACCCCAGCUGCUCGUCACCGGUUCUCAUCAGCCAGGUGAUCCAGAUUUCUUCCCAACUGCGGCUUUUCGACCCUCAGCUGAAGGAGAAGCCCGAGCAGGAAUUAUUUAUUGAGCCCAGCUGGCUAAUUCAGCUCCGACACUUAGAUGGGCAGAUUAAGGAGGGCUGCUUCAGGUACAGCGUCGGGUGCUCCACCCCCCAGCAGUAUUCCUCCAGCACGCCCAGCUCAGAGCCGGACCACGCCAGUCAGAACGAAGGCCUGGGGGGCGGCCUAGACGUCAACUCCACCCACCCGCAGCUGGCCUCCCUGCUGCCCAACGUGGUCCAGCCCAGGCAGAGUGUCCACCUUCUGCCUUCAGCUCCUCCUACCAUCCUGGACGGCUCGGUGGCUCCGCCCCCACCUUCCCAACAGGAAACCGCCGGCGCUGUUCCUUAUCACCCUCCGACGCCCUCCUGUAUAGGCUCGUUCAGCCCCUAUGAAACCGAGCUGAACCCCAUGUACGGGGGGCCAGCAGGCCUACCUCCCCAAGGUCCUGAGCUGCAGCCCGGCGAGGGGACCCAGCACGAAGCAGUGGUGGCUGACUCUCCCGUUUGGAAGGCAGUUCCGAAGUCCAGAGACGAAGACUUCUAUGGGAAGAUGGCAAACAUGGGCCCAGGCCGACGAUCCCGAUCGACGUCCCAGUCUUCGACCCACAUGGGCCUGGGGCGGCGGUCUCGGACCACCUCGGAGUCCUCCGUGCAUUCCAUUGGACGGGAGAGGCACAAUUCGGCCGCCACGCAGCCGUCUCCGCCCCCGCCCUCCAUCCCGGAGAGGAAGAAGAGCCCCAAAGAAGCCAAGAAGGAGCUGGCACCUCAAAAAAGCGGUGGCAACUGGCUUAGUUGGCUAAUGGGGAAAAACAAAAACGAAGCUCAUCUGCCCGAGGAUAAGAACAAGUCGAUUGUUUGGGAUGAGAAGAAACAGCGGUGGAUCAACCUGGAUGAACCCGAAGAGGAAACCAAACCCCCUCCGCCUCCCCCCACCGGAUUUCCUCAGGCGGUUGUUCCCUCUGGACUACCAGGACCGCCCAACGCUUCCGUCAACAUGUUCUCCAGGAGAGCAGCAGGAAGUAAAGCUCGCUACGUGGACAUUCUGAACCCCAGCAAAGCCAAGUCCCCCGUUGCUGCUCCAGCUCCAGCUGACCUAUUCGCUCCCUUGGCCCCGUUGCCCAUCCCUGCCAACGUGUUCGUACCCAACUCAGUUCCUGAAGAGCAGACGCUGCUGGAGGGCGGAGUUGCUCAAGAUCAGGUGGCACCCGGGAACGACACCAACCCUGAGUCAAUUGGAGAAGUUCCAUACUUACAUUCUGCUGCGUUUCCACCUGGGCCUGAGCUUUCUGCACCGAAUCCGGGGGACGCCCAGUCUGGAGAGCUUUCGCGCUCUAGUUCAAUGAGUUCAUUAUCCCGUGAAGUCAGCCAGCAUUUAAAUCAGGCACCUUCUGCAGAUCACCCAAGUGGUGCUGUCCAGUUCUACAAUCCAUCUCAGUUUUCCCAGUCUGCCGCAGCUCCAGCUAGCUCACGACCUGGCAGAUUUGGACAGAGGAAAUACCCCACCUUAAAAUAGCAUCCAUUCGGUCUCUCGGCUUGGGCCAUCGCACAAGGGUCCCCAAAGAUGCCAUGGGGUGCCAGCGCCGUUUCUCAAAUUGAGAAUCAAUCUGGGUUGCUCCCUCACGGAGACUGUGGCCGACACGUUGAUUACCAAAUGCUCCUUGUUACGUAAAAGCUGGCGGAGAUCAAACCUCAGAGGGACCGGAGAGAUCAACCCACCGGAAUGCAGUUGAGGCUGCCUCAACCAGAAGGCCUGGGGGGGGUUCCCCCUUUCCUCCCUGGUUUUUGCUGACACCCAGCUGCUCCAUCCAUGACAGACUUCUCCCGUGUGACAUCUUUUAACGUGACAGUUUGUGGCCUUACAGGGACUGGGGCACAGCUUUUAUGCACAUAAACCCCCCCACUUGGGUUUAUUACUCCUCUGGAACAUGGGCAGAAUUGGUGGGGAUUUCCUUUUCCUGUCGACCUUCCCUCUCUCCCAACGUUUGGGGAGGGGACUGUAGCUGAUCCAAAUAAGCAGACAAAUGUACAUUGAAUAGGGGGAAACAAAAACUGUGACUUCUAAUCUAAGAUUUAAUUGGAAGUGGGUUUUCUUUAGCGUGUAUGUAGUUGGCGUCUUAGGCUCCUUGUCAGACGAACUGUAGAGUCAGAAGCAGACGCUCUUUGUUGUAGCGUUUCGCGUUGUUCCCCUUCUGAUAACUCCUCUUGAAGUGCAAUAUGGCUCCUUUCCGAAACUCAGACCCCUCAAAAUAACACCCUAACAGCUCAAAAGGGCUUGGCAUUUUAUUUUUUAAAUGUAGUGUGGAAGCUUUCGUUCUUCCGUCUCUAGACUUUCCCCAUUUCCCACUGGCCGAGCUCAUAAAUACCUGGUCGCCCCCUUUUUAUUUAACUAAUUAAAUUAGCAAGCCCCUCUAACAGAGACAUCAAAUCGGUCUCAAGUGGGGUUGCAGGAAAUCUUCAGAGCUGUCAUAGGUUGUGCUAACAUCCAUGGAAGCCUGAACAAGAAGGAACUAAUAGUUGGUGCAGUAAAGACCAAUACAGAGGGUAUUUUUUAAUGUUGAUGCUCAGCUCUGUGGUUUAAUCCUGCAAUCUGGGUUCUGGAGAACCUCGAACACAUUUCCAAGGAUUGUGGUGGGCGAAGAGUUGUAGAAAAGGCAGAGCUUGUCUCAACAGCCUGCUGGCUUCUUUUCCAGUCAUCUCGAACGCCUGGUUUUUAUCCCUUUCGACCUCUGUCUCUCUUGAGUUUCUCUCUGUCGGUGACCACCAAGUGUUUUUCACUUCCAGCUGUCCCUCCACCCAGAGACCCACUCUCUGUCCUAAAUAUUAGAAACACACUGUACAUUCUUAAAUAAAAUAUUUUGCGCCUCUGGAGCACUUUUCACACUUAA
Molecule: messenger RNA, 8602 nt
Organism: Crotalus tigris (Tiger rattlesnake)
Lineage: Eukaryota; Metazoa; Chordata; Lepidosauria; Squamata; Viperidae
Gene: SEC16A
Product: SEC16 homolog A, endoplasmic reticulum export factor
Exons: 32
Coding region: 238-7230 (2330 amino acids)
Biological process (GO): Golgi organization; autophagy; COPII vesicle coat assembly
Cellular component (GO): ER to Golgi transport vesicle membrane; endoplasmic reticulum exit site
Source: RefSeq, a predicted model, not a curated record